GCACAAGCAGGUGACGUUGGAGGCAUAUGAUUGGCAAUGUGAUGAAGCAGCUAAGAUAUUUGCCAAGUACCAAACACAGCUUCAUCAUUGUGUAAAUCAAGCAAGAGUUGUGCGGAGGCUGACUACAGACAGUGCUGACAAUGGAGCUGAUGAUCUCCAUGCACAUGGUGGCAAUUUACUUAACCAUCAAGGGCAACAAGUCAUCAGAUGACAUCAUUCUCAGAGAGACAUCAAGAGAAAGAGAUACUGGAAAGCAUGUGAAACUCUUGCUUCUCAUAUGAUUGAAAGAAUUCAUAGUACUUUUCCAGCAUAUGAAGGGAGCGGUAUUAACUUGAAUCCCCAGUUAGAUGCUGCCAAA
Messenger RNA from Elaeis guineensis (African oil palm), 358 nucleotides. The record is from RefSeq and is a predicted model, not a curated record. NCBI's taxonomy places the organism in Eukaryota, Viridiplantae, Streptophyta, Magnoliopsida, Arecales, Arecaceae.